Anopheles stephensi (Asian malaria mosquito) is the source of this 892-nucleotide messenger RNA. RefSeq lists its product as uncharacterized. The record is from RefSeq and is a predicted model, not a curated record. The transcript is spliced from 2 exons. Lineage: Eukaryota; Metazoa; Arthropoda; Insecta; Diptera; Culicidae. The coding region runs from base 55 to 672 and encodes 205 amino acids.
GGUGUAACGAAAAGACAGUCUCAUUCUCACGGUGUCCCCAAACAUAAGCCUACGAUGAAGCUGGUAGUGUUGUUUGCCCUCGUUUGCUACGCACUCGGCAGCGAAUCGCCCGGGUUCUUCAUCAAACUCUCAAAAAGUGUGCCUCGAAUUGGACGGCGUGGUGACUUGGAGAACUUUUUCCUCAAACAAUCGAAAAGUGUGCCGAGAAUAGGGCGUCGUGCAGGAGGAUUCCAUAUGGAAGCAUCAACCCCGGACGAGAGUGGAUCGAGCUGGUUCGAACGGUACAUGAAGACAUCGAAACGUCCCACGCCCGGUUCGCUGAUUCCGGACGAUAUGGGCAAAUCGUACAAGAAGAUUCGUCCGCUCGAUCUCAACCAUAUCAUAGACAUCCUGUCGGAUGAUCUGUUCUUCGGGUCCGACCUUAAGUUCAUCUCCUGGGAGGUGCUUGAUGAGGCGCUCGAGGAAGAUCCGGAGCUACUGCAGAAGCUUGCCUCGCUGGCCCGCGAUAAGGAGGUACAGCAGCUGAAGAAGAUGCUGGGCGAGCAUGGGGAGGAGGUGGUACAGUAUGUACCGAUCGACCGGAAUGAGAUCGGUGCGGCCAACAGCCGAUCGUACAUGUACCGGGUGGACAGAGCCGAUCCGAACAAGGAACGCAUCGAGUAUCAGCAGUGAUCGAUCGAUGGGCUAAUGGACGUCGAAGUUGGGGAGAAACUACACGAACGGAUAUGGACAGGACGCACUCGGAUGGGCGUGCGGAACAUUAAUCUAUUGCACUCGGUGUCUGUGUGUUUUUGUAUACCAAUAAUUGAAUAAAGUUACAUCGUGUCCUACAGUGCAUUUGGAAAAUGAAGCCUAGCCGUGGGGUGUAAUCGUCUACUAAAGCCAAACAUUG